CUCUGGGUAUCUUUGAGAAUAGACAUCCAAAGCUUAAUUUAUAGACAAAAGUGUUGUAGGAAUCGUGGUGAGAAAGAAAAAAGAUCAUCAAAUGGGAGAUUGCAAGCCAUUGGGGUUCCUGAUCGGGUUGCCUUUCGCUUUUCUUGCUUUGAUCUUCUCUCUUGUUGGUGCCGUCGUUUGGAUCCUGGGGACUGUGUUGAGUUGCCUGUGCCCUUGUUGCAUAUGCUGCAGCGGUUUGGCGAACCUUGCAGUGAGCCUGUUGAAGAUGCCGGUGAAAGUCAUCCGAUGGUUCAUCGAUACGAUUCCUUGCUGAUUUCUUCAUUUCAUUAAAUUCACCAUCAUCUUAAUUAUUAUGGUAUUCUUAGUAUUAUUAUUAUUAUAUAAUAUUAGAAUUAUUAAGUCACAGCUAGCGUUUGAUUUGCUGAUCUGAUGUUUCAUUCUUUGCUGACCAUUUUAACUAUGUAUUAUUAUUAGCCCAUUCCAUUUCUAUCAAUACAUUGAUUACUUGAUAUA
Molecule: messenger RNA, 513 nt
Organism: Diospyros lotus (date-plum)
Lineage: Eukaryota; Viridiplantae; Streptophyta; Magnoliopsida; Ericales; Ebenaceae
Product: signaling peptide TAXIMIN 2-like
Exons: 2
Coding region: 92-313 (73 amino acids)
Source: RefSeq, a predicted model, not a curated record